Molecule: messenger RNA, 859 nt
Organism: Periophthalmus magnuspinnatus
Lineage: Eukaryota; Metazoa; Chordata; Actinopteri; Gobiiformes; Gobiidae
Product: thiosulfate:glutathione sulfurtransferase
Exons: 5
Coding region: 23-559 (178 amino acids)
Cellular component (GO): mitochondrion
Molecular function (GO): thiosulfate-cyanide sulfurtransferase activity
Source: RefSeq, a predicted model, not a curated record
AACCCAGAAUAACCUUUGUCUGAUGACUCUGCGCACUCCUCUCAGCCGCUCUGUGAAUAUUGUUGGUCUCAUAAUGCUAACAUCCGCUUUAUCACGAGCUUUCUGCCAGGCUUUGACCGAGGGCAACCGCAGAUCAUACCCGACAUUGAGUCAUUUUUUCCGGACUUUUGGGACGACUCCUCCUACAAGAUGUGGAGACACGAAUGACAGUGUGGUUACUGUUUCUCAGCUCAAGGCCAUGUUGGACAGCAAGAACGCCCAGCUGUUUGAUGUGAGAAGGCCUGAUGAGUUCCAAGCUGGACACAUCCCAAGUGCUGUGAACAUACUAUUGGAUGAUCUGGAGGUAUCACUGAAGCUGCCCUCCGAAACGUUUGAGCAGAAAUUUCAAGUGAAGGCUCCUGCUAAAACAGAUGACAACAUUGUGUUUAACUGCAGAAGUGGAGUUAGGAGUGGCCAGGCCCUGGACAUUGCCCGUCGGCUAGGAUUCUCCAAGGCAAGGCAUCUUCAGGGUGGCUUCAAUGAGUGGGAAGCGGAAGAAGCAAAGGGAAAAUCCAGCUAGGACAGAAAAAGGCCGUACAACCCCAAAAGUACCCAAUUACAGAUUCCAUAAAAUACUUUUAAUAUUUAAUGUUUAAUAAACGUUUUAUUAACUUAUCUCCAGUCACUCUUUUGCAAUAUCUUCACUGUUUUGCCCAAUAGAUGGCAGCAAGUUUCAACAGUUCUUGUUUUCCUUCCCCUGUUCUCUGUGAUUGCUGUGGUGCCCUUUGAGCUGAGACCUUCAGUUAGUCUAGACGGCUAUAGCACCUCAGAGUAUCUGUCAAGGUGCAAUUUACACAACCAUCCUUUUCAAUAAAACGCU